AUGUCCAGUGCCGCCGCCAUUGCUGCCGCUGCUGCUUCAUCUAAUAACCAGAAAAUGAGCGCUCCUAACAGCUCUUCCUCAUCCGCUAACAACAAUUCUGUUGUUGGCUUACACUACAAGAUUGGCAAGAAAAUCGGAGAAGGUUCCUUUGGUGUCCUUUUCGAAGGAAGCAACAUCAUUAAUGGCGUUGCUGUAGCCAUCAAGUUUGAGCCGAGAAAAACUGAAGCACCUCAGUUGCGCGACGAGUACAGAACGUACAAACAUUUGCAAGGCUGUGAUGGCAUUCCUAAUGCCUACUAUUUUGGUCAAGAAGGUUUGCAUCUGAUCUUGGUGAUUGACUUGUUGGGCCCCUCUUUGGAGGAUUUGUUUGACUGGUGUGGCCGGCGCUUUUCGGUGAAAACCGUAGUGCAAGUUGCUAUCCAGAUGUUGUCUUUGAUUGAAGAAGUGCACCGCCACGACUUGAUUUAUCGUGAUAUCAAACCCGACAACUUUUUAAUUGGCCGUCAGGGCUUUCCUGAUGAAAACAAGGUGCACUUAAUUGACUUUGGUAUGGCCAAGCAAUACCGGGACCCACGUACCAAGCAACACAUUCCUUACCGUGAAAAGAAAUCGUUGAGCGGCACGGCCCGGUACAUGUCGAUCAACACACACUUGGGCCGCGAGCAGCUGAGAAGAGACGACUUGGAGGCGCUUGGCCAUGUGUUUUUCUACUUCUUGCGUGGCCAGUUGCCUUGGCAAGGAUUGAAAGCACCCACCAACAAGCAAAAGUACGAGAAGAUUGGCGACAAGAAAAGAACUACGUCUGCCUCAGUCUUGUGCGAAGGCUUACCCAAGCAGUUUGCUGAAUAUUUGGAGUCUGUGCGUCUGUUGCCUUUCGAAGCUGAGCCAGCUUAUGAGGAGUACCGGAUGUUGUUGUUGUCUGCCUUGGACGAUUUGGGAUUGCAUGCUGAUGGGGACUACGACUGGAUGCAUCUUAAUGGAGGCAAAGGCUGGGACUCCUCGAUCAACAAGAAGCCUAACUUACAUGGCUAUGGACAUCCUAACCCGCCCAACGAGAGAGAGCGUCGUCAUCGUGAACAACGCAGAAACAGGCCACACCACUCGGCACAGCCGGGCGGAAAUAUUCCCAACUCGGCAGGUAAUAGCAACUUGAACAACAUGAGUCAAUCCGCACAACAACAGCAACAGUUGUCGGCCACGCAAUCCCACCAGCAGAAGUUGCAACACUUGAUAAACAGACCAUUGCCUCCAAUCAAGCAGGAGCUCCAACCUAACUCAAGCAUGGGUGGAAACAUGAACAAUGACAUGUCCGGCAACCAGGCGAUGAUGAGAAAUUCGCAAACGAACAAUGGCCAGCGCGUCAACCAGUACGAGCAGCAGCAGCAUGUGGAAGAAGAGAAGAAGGGUUUCUGGUCCAAGUUCUGCUGUCAGUAG
Molecule: messenger RNA, 1434 nt
Organism: Clavispora lusitaniae ATCC 42720
Lineage: Eukaryota; Fungi; Ascomycota; Pichiomycetes; Serinales; Metschnikowiaceae
Gene: YCK2
Product: serine/threonine protein kinase
Biological process (GO): signal transduction; endocytosis; peptidyl-serine phosphorylation
Cellular component (GO): cytoplasm; nucleus
Molecular function (GO): ATP binding; protein serine/threonine kinase activity
Source: RefSeq, a predicted model, not a curated record